Molecule: messenger RNA, 780 nt
Organism: Penicillium concentricum
Lineage: Eukaryota; Fungi; Ascomycota; Eurotiomycetes; Eurotiales; Aspergillaceae
Product: putative protein kinase
Exons: 5
Coding region: 1-780 (259 amino acids)
Biological process (GO): protein phosphorylation
Molecular function (GO): protein kinase activity; ATP binding
Source: RefSeq, a predicted model, not a curated record
AUGCCACUGCCCCUCAUCAAAAUAUACAUUCGUGCCCUUCUUACGGGGCUUUAUUAUCUACACAAAGAAUGCAGGACAGCUCAUACGGGUAAUUUCAUCUUCGGCCUUGCCUCCCGUGGCUACCUAAAUCUGAAGCUUGAGAACAUCAUGGUCUCAUUCGAGGAUCCAACCGUGCUUGUUGAUUUCAUGGAUUCUCAGCUUGAAAGCCCGAUGGCUUUCAAGAUUGAUUCAGCGGGACGACCAUAUACCACAGCUUGUCGACUUGGCUUGGCAACCAGACUGGAGGAAGACGAUGACUGGGGCGUUUGGCCUAUUCAGCCAGACCACUAUCGGGCGCCAGAGAUGAUAUUGGGUAAUGGAUGGCAAAUGCCUGCGGAUAUUUGGAAUAUUGAUGUUCUGCUAUUUCGGCAUAUUCAUGAUUCAAAAGGUCGCUACGAUGCUAAACUACACAUCGCUAAAAUGAUCGCCUUCUCGGUCCACCCCCUUCAGAAGUCAUACAAAGGUAUCAAUACAUGCGAGAGUACUCGUGUCCGCAACCUGUCAGACGAGAAGACGGCAGAUUAUGUGAGACCGCGGAGUCGCUUCCUCUACGAAGACCUGAUCCCCGACCGCAAACUAGACGCCACGGCUUCCUUCCUUGAGGGAGAGGAGAGGGAAGCGUUUCUGAAUUUUGCCAGGGGAAUGAUGGCCUGGCAUCCAGAUUCGAGAAAAACGGCAGGCGAACUAUCGGGCCAAGGCAAACAAGCGCCUGAUUUCUGCGAGCGUUUGCUAGCGGAAUGA